AUGCCACCGAAGGGGAAAUCGGCGGUGCGGAGCGGCGGCGCAGCUGCAAGCGCGUCGCCUGUGGCCGCGCCGCAAGUCGAUGGCAAGGAUAUCUGGUUGGCGACGGAUGCCCUGCAAAAGACGAAUGCGAUGCGCAACUACUUCCAACUCGAGCGGGACCGCAUCAUCGCCUUCUGGAACAUCUCCAAGAGGGAGCUCGAGGACAUCAAGGAGUCGAUUCGCGAAAAGGAGCAGGAGAAGGCAGAGCAGGCGGAGCGGCAUGAGGUAGAGAAGCAAAUCUUCAAGCAGAAGAUCCGCCACCUACUGUACGAAAACCAGGUUCAGCUUUCUACCAUGAAGGAGGAGGCGCAGCGUGCACUGACAAGCCGGGAGGAGGAGUACCGUACGAAGGAGAGCAACGCUGCCCGCAACCUGCGCGACACGAAGCUGGCGGACCGUGAACUGGAGGUGCGGCAUCUGGAGCAGCAGCGCGCGCUGCUUACCCAGCAGGACAAGGAGAUUGCAGAGCAGCAAUCGAAUUUUGAGCGAGAGAUCAAGGAGAUGCACCUCCGGUACGAAGACUUGCUGAAGAGUGUGCGUGAGGAGAUGGACGAGGCCCGGAAAGAGGAGCUCGGCCGCAUCGAGGAGCGUAAGGAGAAGCACAUCGCGGAGCUGAGGGAGACCCAUGAGCGCACCUUCAACGAAAUCAAGGACUACUUUAGCGAGAUCACCUCGAACAACUUAGAAACCAUUCGAACUCUCAAAGAUGAGGUUUACGCUCGAAAGCGGACCGAAACACACAAUGAGCGUGCCAUGUACGAAGUGGCGCAGCGGAACAAGAGGCUCACCGAGCCACUCGCCAAACUGGAAAACCAGAAAAAGGUCCUCGGGCUGGAGCUGGAAAACUACCUGGCGGACAAGGAGGCCCUUGCAGAGGUGAAGCGGUCCGUCAAGGAUACUCAGCAGGAAAUCCAAACUGUCUCCUGGGAGCACGAGGUCCUCUCGCAGCGUUACGCGAAACUUGUCGAGGACCGUGAUAUCAUCUUGAAGAAGUACAACGCCAUGCUCCAAGACAUCCAGCGCAAGUCAGCGUUCCGACGUGUGCUGAUUCAAAAGAAGUUGGAGUUGGUGCAGACGCAGUUGGAGGGACGCGAUGCGAAGCUGACGGAGCUGCUGAAGCGUGCGAACGUGAACCCGGAUGACUUGAAGGAGCUGGAGCAGAAGGUGCACGACCUCAUCUCGGAGAAGGACAAGACGAUCGAGGACCUGAAGCAGCUGCUGUUCCGCCUCACCACCCAAAGCGAGCACGUUGUCGCCACAUACGAGUCCUACAUGGAAAAUAAUGGGGUGUCGGGGUGGGUUGGCAUCUCAGGCGCUGCAUCUGGGGCAGCGUCGAUUCGUGCAUGA
Leishmania mexicana MHOM/GT/2001/U1103 is the source of this 1386-nucleotide messenger RNA. Its product is annotated as trypanin-like protein. Lineage: Eukaryota; Euglenozoa; Kinetoplastea; Trypanosomatida; Trypanosomatidae. Bases 1 to 1386 code for a protein of 461 amino acids. The record is from RefSeq and is a predicted model, not a curated record. Gene Ontology annotation, biological process: cell motility. Gene Ontology annotation, molecular function: small GTPase binding; microtubule binding. The transcript has a single exon. Gene Ontology annotation, cellular component: microtubule; Golgi apparatus; motile cilium.